AUGGCGGCGACGGUAACCGGCGCGCGGGAGCGCGGGGAGUCCGGACAGUCGGGCGAGGCUUGCCGUCGGGCCCUGUACUUCUGCGGGAGCAUCCGCGGCGGACGCGAGGACCGGGCGCUGUACGAGCGGAUCGUGUCGCGGCUGCGGCGCUUCGGGACAGUGCUCACCGAGCAUGUGGCGAGUGCGGAGCUGGGCGCGCAAGGGGAAGAGGCUGCUGGGGGUGACAGGCUCAUCCAUGAGCGGGACCUGGCCUGGCUGCAGCGGGCAGACCUGGUUGUGGCGGAAGUGACCCAGCCAUCCCUGGGUGUCGGCUAUGAGCUGGGCCGGGCAGUGGCCCUCAAUAAGCGCGUCCUGUGCCUGUUCCGCCCACAGUCUGGCCGAGUGCUUUCAGCCAUGAUCCGGGGGGCAGCAGAUGGCUCCCGGUUCCAGGUGUGGGACUACGAAGAGGGAGAGGUGGAAGCCUUGCUGGAUCGGUACUUUGAGGCUCUUCCUCCAGAGUAGGCGGCUUCCUCCCUCACCCCAACCAUUUGCCUUAACCCCACUUUACCAAAUUCUUCUGAUCUCAGACGGCUAUAAUAACCAUUCCUAUCUUUUAGCCCAGUACCAAAUUAAAAGGUACGUUUACCAUUCUAACUUUAUGUCUGUAUGUGUAGUGGGACAGGGCAGGUCCUCAGUAAUAUUCUCUCUCACCCCACUUCACUUCAAGAUGAAGAGAAACCCUUUAAAAGUCUGUAGGCCCCAAGAGGAGGAUGCUUCCUAAUGCCCUCGGGCCCUUGUGUCUAACGUCCAAGAGUUUAGAGGAAGGCCAACCAUUAGAGGAAGGACAGGGGGUGGCUCUCCCGUCGCCUCGGACACUGGGCUGGGUCUGGGGCAAGCGGGCAAGCCUGUUCCACACAGACCUGCAAUGGCCUUUAUCAGCUUAGGUUAAACGGGUGAGCUUUAGGCUUUCUUUGAUGACAGAAGAGU
Molecule: messenger RNA, 966 nt
Organism: Pteronotus mesoamericanus
Lineage: Eukaryota; Metazoa; Chordata; Mammalia; Chiroptera; Mormoopidae
Gene: DNPH1
Product: 2'-deoxynucleoside 5'-phosphate N-hydrolase 1
Exons: 4
Coding region: 1-501 (166 amino acids)
Biological process (GO): deoxyribonucleoside monophosphate catabolic process
Cellular component (GO): nucleus
Molecular function (GO): 5-hydroxymethyl-dUMP N-hydrolase activity
Source: RefSeq, a predicted model, not a curated record